AUGGCUGGGGGUCGGUUGGUGUCGUUGCUGCCUGCCUUGUCAACGUUAAUCACCGCCAUAGCGCUCUUGGCGCGGGGAGGUGGACUUCCGGGCAGCGCGCCCCCCGGAUCUCCCGUGGCACCCACCGAUCCGCCAGAUGAAGUCGAGGUCCGGGGAAAAAUAAUGGCAGGUGUUCCGGCGCCUGCUGGCCGCCAUCCAUAUGUGGUUUCGAUUCGCAAUGCUGCUGGCAAACACUCAUGCGGUGGCACCCUUAUCAAGAAAGACGUCAUCUUGACAGCCGCUCACUGCGUGUCCGAACUGUCUCAGCCACCCAUCGUUCAUGUCUACACUGACGAUGAUGAGACAAUGAAAGGGGUUGCGCAGGAAAUUCGUGCAAGGAGAAUGUUUGUGCAUGAGAAGUGGUUGAACGGCCACUUCAAGGAUGGCUUCGACAUUGCCUUGCUUCUGCUUCCUUGGGAGUUUGACAUACCGCUGCCCCAGCUCGCCAAGGCUGGUUCAGAUUUUCCCAGAAACAGGCCAUUGGUUGCUCUUGGAUGGGGCGAAGUGAGUAAAAACCACAUGGCCAACGAGCUGCAGAUGGCAGACAACCUCACAGUCCAUGACAACAGCAUGUGUGGGUUCAAAACCCUGUCCAAAGGCGUCAUCUGUGCUGAGUCGAUGUUACAGAACACUUGCCAAGGUGAUUCUGGCGGGCCGCUGCUACUGUCUGACACCAGAGACAGAAGUGCCAAGACUGACAUCAUUGUUGGGGUGACAUCUUCUGGACCAGAGUGCUUUGAAAAGAAAAACCAGAUUGGCUUGUACACGCGUGUGGAUGUUGCACGUGAAUGGAUUGACAACAGUGUUGUUGCCCUUAAACAGGAAGGCAAGAGUGCUCAUGACCCCAGGGAUCUGAACAUCCCGAAAGGCCGCAUCUCCUAUGUUGCCUCCAUCAAGUCGCUGUCCACACAGGGCCACCUCUGCUCCGGUGUGCUCAUCGACACCCGCCAUGUCAUUACUGCUGCACACUGCGUUGACCCCAAGUCUGACUGGAGUGCAGGGAUGAGACCCAUCAUCACAUUGGGGGAAACGCACGUGUCUGGCAAAUCGAAGAGCGGCAUGGAGGUGCAGGCCGAAGAGACGAUCAUUCAUGAGCAGUGGCUCCCUGACAGGCGUACAGAUUCUCCCUACAACAUUGCACUGAUGAGGCUGCCAAGGGAGGCCCCACAGUCACCCCCAGUCGUCAUGUACAAUGACUACAAGCUCAAGACUGGGCAGGAGGUGGUUGCUGUGGGGUGGGGAGCGCCGAGGAUUCUGCUUGGGGAUGAAAUCUUCAGUGGCUUGAAUUCAGAGAAGCAGACGUUUCUGGAUGGGGCCGCCUGCAACCGCAGUUCUCUGUGGGACGGUUCGGUCGAAGUCGGGCAGGUGUGCGCCAUUAAUGAGGAGCUGACGGCGUCGUGUGUGGUGGAUUCCGGAGCUCCCAUCGUCCUGCUGUACCGGCACGACAAGCCGGUGGCCUCCCAGAACUUUGACCACGUGAUCGGCAUCAACGCGGGCGGGGCCUCGUGUGGCACAGCCAACAAACCUGACAAGUACAUCGACCUCCGCUUCCACAAGGAUUGGAUAGACGGUCACACCAAGCGCGCGAGGGAAUGCUCGCCCUGCGUUGCUGGGCACUGCGAGCUGUGA
Ostreobium quekettii is the source of this 1668-nucleotide messenger RNA. The record is from the annotation of a GenBank genome assembly. NCBI's taxonomy places the organism in Eukaryota, Viridiplantae, Chlorophyta, Ulvophyceae, Bryopsidales, Ostreobiaceae.